GCACAUGGCGGCCAAUGGUCAGAGUGAGUCGCCCUUGUGUGCCCUGGUUCGAUCUAUCCCGGCGCGCCUCAACGCGCCAAGGUCUGCGCCCUGCUAUUGCAUCGAUUCUGCUAUGCGGUUGCUUGAUCGGCAACCGUUACCUUUCUUACGAGAGAAGGUCCGGCGCGGAGCGCGUCAUGGAACAGACGCGCGACCGCUCUGCGCCAAACACCAUUGCCAUGUCCCUUUGCGAAUAUGACGGCUGACUCUUUGACGACAGUGGCAGGAUACCAGCAACAAUUCCCUGGCUCGCCUUAUGGGCAAGUCGUUACCUCAUCGGCCGGUCCACAGGGCUUCGCUCCCAACUACAUGAUGGCCGCUGGCAUGCAAGGCUUCCCGAUGAACCAAGCGGGAAUGCAACAGCAACCUCAGAUGAUGCAACGUAUGCCUCAGCAGUCGCAACAACAACCGCAACAGCUUCCAAACCCAGCGGCGAUGGGCCAAGUCGGUACCCCUCAACGACCUCCGAGCGCCGCCCAGGGCACGCCUAACAACGCCGUGCCUUCGCAACCGGGACAGUUCUCGACGCCGCAACCCCCUUCACAAGGCCAAACUCCGACGAACCAACAGCCACCGUCUGCUGGGAUAUCGACGCCGCAAACCCCGACCUUCUCCGCGAACCAGGGAGUAGUCACGAAUGGGGGCUCAGCUGUGGUAACCCCUCUGAGCCCAGGGACGGAGUCACGAGACAAGGAGCGCUUUGCCCUUCUACUGGACAUCAACCACGAAUUGCUGUACGAGUCGAUUCAGAUCCAGGCCACACAACAAGAGUUGAAAAAGGAACAUGCGGAUGCCAACGGAGGAGACAAGAAACCAACAGAGGAAGAAACCUUGUUUCAACAAGAUUAUCUGCAAUGCAUGAGGCGGUUACAGGCCAAUCUUUCAUACAUGGCAGCCUUGGCAGAUAGGAAGCCCGAGGUCAAGGUGCCUCCUUGUCCAGCGUAUCUCAGCGCCCCUCCACUCAACCUCUCACUCAAGCUCCGGGCCAUGGCUGCCCCCCCCGAUGCCCCGGAGAGCAAGGUCGACCCGGUGGCUGACAGAGAGGACCGUGAUAAGAGCAUCAAGGAUCUGUACAUGAGGUUACAGGCUGUGUUCCCUGGAUUCGACCCUAAGAAAGAACCGCUCUACCGUAUGCCACCACAGACAGGCGGACCCCAAGGCCAGAAACCUGGCAACCCGGGAAUGAGCCAGGCUAGCCCGACAGGCCAUAAGACACCUCAAAUGACAAACAUGCCAGCGCCGCAGAUGCACCACCCUGGCAUGCCCUCAUAGUGGAUCUGGAUCUUCAUCUUUAUCUUCAUGUCAAGGGUUGAGACCGUGUGUAUAUAUGAUGGGACGGUUCAUAGACGCCGCGAUUCCGGGAGCUGGAUGAGUGGGUCAUAACGGGCAUUACGGGCAUUACGGGUGUCUGGGAGGUGUUGGUCUGCAUGAGCCAUGUUUCGAAAAGAGAGCAUCUGUGUCAGCCAAGCCCCAGUACUGGAAUCUAGGACUAGUGCACCAAUUCCAGAGAAGUGGAUGGAGUCUGAGGGGCGAGGCCAGGGGGACGUGCUGUUUGGAUACAAGAGAAUGGGAAAAGGGCGCUGCAGAUGGUUACUAUUCACUAUCGUGGACUGGUUGAGCGGCGUUUACGGGAGCGACAUUUGGUAGCAGUCAUGACUAAACAAAACCAAACAAAACAAACAAUUGCCAU
Messenger RNA from Ilyonectria robusta, 1729 nucleotides. RefSeq lists its product as uncharacterized. NCBI's taxonomy places the organism in Eukaryota, Fungi, Ascomycota, Sordariomycetes, Hypocreales, Nectriaceae. The transcript is spliced from 2 exons. The record is from RefSeq and is a predicted model, not a curated record. The coding region runs from base 235 to 1311 and encodes 358 amino acids.